Molecule: messenger RNA, 2352 nt
Organism: Kwoniella shivajii
Lineage: Eukaryota; Fungi; Basidiomycota; Tremellomycetes; Tremellales; Cryptococcaceae
Exons: 5
Coding region: 1-2352 (783 amino acids)
Source: RefSeq, a predicted model, not a curated record
AUGAUUGAUCACCCUGCAGUGAUCACCAAUAAUUCGGAAAGAAAUGGAAGAGAAUCCAUUUUUGAUGGUGUGGGCUUUUACGUCCUUCCCGUGUAUGGCGGCGAAGAAAUCCAUCACAAUGAGCUGGGUAGUUUACUCAAGAGUCAAGGCGGUACUUUAUGUCCUAUUCCGUCAGACGAUUCAGUCAAUACAAUAAUAUUACCCAUCAAUCAUCCUAAUCCUAGACACGGUUAUACGUUACCUCUCAAUCCAGAUUGUAGAUGGGAAGAUCCUUCAACCCUCGAUCACAACAAUCUAUGGUCAGCGGAAUUACUUGUCAGGUAUUUCGAGGAAACAGUGAGAGACGGCGAGGUAUGCGAGCGGAGGAAAGUGGUGGUCUCGAGCGAAUGGGUAUAUGCUUGUUUGAGCGAGAGACGGUAUUUGGGUGAAGAAGGUAAUUGGGGUGGAUGGAGGAUAAAAGGAAGUUAUGAUAUUUGGUCGAAACCAGAUAUAGGGGGUAUUCGAGUGGAAUCUAUACCAUUUCAAUACGAUUACAAGACAUCAUAUCAUCACCAACAGUCAGUCCAGCCUUGUCAACAUCGACAAAGUCAGUUCGCUCAAGACAUGCAAGUUCAAGAAUACAACAAGCUCAAUAUUCAUCCAAGCCAAUCAAGAAGUGUGACGCUUCCCCUUUCGUUACCUUCAUCAGUGCAACACAGCUUAACGGAAAGUACUGGACUACGAUCUCCCCGUACAGCUUAUCAAAAUCUCCCUGCGCAUGAACGUGUGAAUGGCAUAAGUGCUAGUGAACGACCUGGUCGACACCAUCAAUAUACGCUGCCUCUGCAUCAAAGACUGUCACCUUAUCCCACUUCCCAACAACAGAAUGGACAAAGACACCAGCAGCAUAACGCACUCGUCAUGAAUACGUUAGUAACGCCACACAAUCAACAAGUCCCUCCCCGUGAUGUUCCCUCACUUCAAAAUAUGUCUUCCUCCCAUCAACAACCGUUGAAUCACGAAAGUCAUUCAAUGAGCUGGAAAUAUCAAAACAUAUCAUCAGGUUCCCAACCUGUAAACAACCUUCGACCCACUGGGGAACGGAUUCCUUCAACUCAUGCGCUUCCCUCUCCUCUGCCAACACAGAUAAAUCAUCUUCCACCAUCAUAUAUCCAACGUACUAUGCUCUCGUUUUUGAAAGCGCCUCCUCCACAUCGACUGAUAUCACCGCACUCUCAGAAUGGAGUUAAUAACAUAUGUGAUACGCCAUCUCCGCCCUCGCCCGGUCAAACCAUACGUUUUGCUCAUCCUACCACAAGAGAACCACAAAGUAGCGUCAGGAACACAAAUUCCCCCAUACGAUCCAACGCUUCUGUCGAUCAGUCUCAAAGUUUUGCUGCUCCCCUCCGUUCCGCAACAGAAGCCACAUCACACUUCGCGACUGCUCCGAAUCAGUCUCAGCAAGCAAGCAUUCAUCAAAGCCUAAUAAUCCCUCAGCCUCUAUUGUCGAAUGCUGAAGGUAAAUCAUGGUCAAGCUGCAAGCCUCUUGAACGGUCUGAUAAAAUUCAGGGACCAAUGUUCCUUGAUACAUCAGGUCAUCCGCUCAAGUUGUGUAUAUACUCGGACGUUGACAAACCCCUUAGAGACUUUAUUCAGAAGAAGGGAGGGCAAAUAUGUAAUCGAAAAGAUGCUUCGAUCAUUGUCCUUCAUCGGAACAAACAGGAUUCACAACCUUUUAGGCCAAAAUCUCAGCGGGAAUUCAACAGAAAUAUCACCUCCUUUGAAAGAGGUCAGAUGAUUGUCAUCGAUCAAUGGCUAAGGGACUGUAUGGAACAAAGUAGAUUGACAGACACAAGACUAUACCGAGUGUGGUUCAAGCGGACUGAAGACACGGGUAUUACUAAAUCGCAAUCACCAAAGCCUGUGCAGCCCACUCAACAGGUUGGCGCCAUAGGGAGGUCCGAUGAAUCAAACCCAGUUGUCCAACCUAGUACCGCAGGGAAAGAUAUUGCGAUUACAGGUGGCAUACCGUAUAAUCAGCUACAACGAUCGGUGAGCUCGGGUACUGAGUUACCACAACAGACUGUCACGCCAACCGCUUCCGGCAUGCCCAAUCCAGCUACAACAGGCGCGCCCGUAUCUGACAAGAUCGACACUACUAAAUCCGUAAAUCCGACAAAGCUUCAAGGAGACAGCACCCUGGUCGAUGAGCUUUUGUUGAGCCUUACAGAGCCUGAAGAAAAUGAUAGGUCAAGUAGCCAAGCAGAAAUUCAUCCUGUCGAAGAGGAAGGGGAAGAAGAGGUUGUCAAGUUUACAGAAGAAGACUUGACAUCACUCAAAAAGUUCUUGGAGGAGAAGUGUGGGCAAAGUUGA